AUGCUAGAAGGCAUUUUAGAUCAGGUAUACGAGGAACUCGCCGAGAAAGUAUUUAACACGGGAGAUUCUGGGGUCGCAGAUGUCGACGACAGAGCCGAGUUCCAGGAGUUCUUGAGAAAGCUUAAGCAGGUCAAGAACGCCGAGAUACCAUUCACCUUGAUCCUGGAUGACCCUCUGGCGAACUCACACGUGCAGAAUUUGUAUGCGCCUGAUCCAGACCCGAAUAUGGAGAUCGUCACAUACGAGCGAAUGUGGCAGCAGAAUGAAGAUCUUGGAUUGAAUGACAUGAAUGUGGAAUCGUACAGUGGGGAUGAUACGAAGGACGGUAAUACUGAAAGCCAGAGGUCAUAG
Suillus clintonianus is the source of this 351-nucleotide messenger RNA. RefSeq names its product zinc finger protein ZPR1. The record is from RefSeq and is a predicted model, not a curated record. Gene Ontology annotation, molecular function: zinc ion binding. The transcript has 2 exons. Lineage: Eukaryota; Fungi; Basidiomycota; Agaricomycetes; Boletales; Suillaceae. Gene Ontology annotation, cellular component: cytoplasm; nucleus. The coding region runs from base 1 to 351 and encodes 116 amino acids.